AUGGGCCACGUCUUCGGUAUCUCCGCUAUCAUCGACCUUUGCGAUAGCACACUCCUAUCGCCCGUCCUACAUCCCACGGCAGCGCUCGACAUUCAACGCCAUCCCAGCGCCCGGAUACCUUGGAGCUGCAUCGACCGGAUGGAAAGUCUGCCGCACGUCAGUGGCGAAACCGCCCGGCCCAUCAAGAUUCUCCUCAUCCAGCCAAACUCCUCCCAACACAUGACCGAUGGCUGUCUGCGCAGUGUACAGGGAAGUCUACCGCCGAACGUGACGGUCUACGGCUUCACCGGUCCGGAGACAAGCCCCAGUGCCAUCGAGGGCAGAGUGGACUGGGUCCUCUCUGCAUCCGAUUGCUUCCGGGGCCUGUCGCGGCUUUUGGGGUCCUCCCACGAUUUUGACGCCUUCCUGGUAGCCUGCUUCUCGGCCCACCCGCUCAUCGACAUGCUACGCGAGGAGUACGCUCAGCCGACCAUCGGCAUCAUGGAGGCCGCUCUGUACGCGAGCCGCAUGUGCGGUGACCGCCUGGGAAUCUUGACCACGAGCGAGCGUUCCAGCCUGCUGCACGCUCAGUCGGCCGCCCAGGUAUACGGGCUCGGAGCUUUCUCCGUCGGGUGUGAGACCGGCCAUGUCUCGGUACUCGAGCUCGAGUCGGAGCCGAGACAGCUGGUCACGGCUAACCUAGCCUCAGCCGCCAAGAGAUUGACGGCCCGGGGCGCUGACUGUAUCUGCCUCGGAUGCUCUGGCAUGACCGAGCUAGUUGAGGCCUGCGAGGAGGCUGUGGCAGAGAGUUCGCAGGAUACACCUUUGGUCAACAUUGUCGACGGUGUGGUUACCGGUGUUCACAUGCUCACCGCCUUGGUCAACUCGGGGUUGAAGACGGCCAAGGGCGGCGCGUACCGCAGCUCGGCGGCUGGGAGGGCACGCAGGGGACAGGACUGGAUCUGA
Geosmithia morbida is the source of this 945-nucleotide messenger RNA. Its product is annotated as Asp/Glu/Hydantoin racemase. The record is from RefSeq and is a predicted model, not a curated record. The transcript has a single exon. NCBI's taxonomy places the organism in Eukaryota, Fungi, Ascomycota, Sordariomycetes, Hypocreales, Bionectriaceae. Bases 1 to 945 code for a protein of 314 amino acids.